AGUCACCCCAGCGAGACAUGGAGGCAGGAAGCGCCGCGGUGCCGCAGCAACCCGCGCACGCCGACGACUACAAUGCGUCAUAUCGGGACAACAUUUGGUUGAGCCAGUUCCCUCUGGACCAUCAGUCUGUAUUGUAUUACUUCGCCGGGUCUCCGUGGUAUGACAAGAACUGCAACAACGAGAUCCUCAAGAUGCAACGCCGCCCGCUCGAGCAUCUACAGGGCAUGACCGGCAUCGAAUAUGAACUCCAGCCGAACGAUGCAAAGCAAGUGCCCCAGAUCCUGUAUGUCAUUCACAAAAAGAACCGAACGGGACCGCGCACAGCCCACGUCAUGGCUGUCUACUACGUGCUCGACGCCACGAUCUACCAAGCGCCAAACACGUACACGCUGCUGACGUCGCGCUUGAAAAAAUGCAGCUUCCGUGUCAACAAGGCGUUCAAGGCGCUCAGUGCGGGUGUGCGCUUCAGUCCUACCGAAGGGUAUGCGUGGGACUUCAGCACGGAGGAUUCUCCCGCGUCGGUGAUUCCAUCGGAGCAAUUGGCCGUCAAGCUCAAGCGCAAGUUCGAAAAAGAGGAAAAGAUCAAGCAGAACAGUGCGCGCGUCGACAGCAUUUUGUUUGGUCUCAUCAAGAAGGUAUGCAUCGAAUAUGUGCUCAUGGCAACGGCGAGAUGGUGAAAACAACUUGUUAGUACGCGCCCGAUGUCCUCGAGAACAAAGGCAUCGCCAAGACAGAACCUUCGCAGGCAGACGGUCCCCAAGCGAAACGACAAAAAAUGGCAGAGAAAUCGGGGACCAUGACUGCCGCUGCCACUUAAACAGCAUGAAAGGCACACGUUACUUGGUCUUUUUGCUUUCGGCACUCCCUGUCGUCGUGGGCGUUGCCUUGUUUGUAUUGUCCUUGUUGAGGUCUUCGACGUCGCUGUCGCCUGCCGACGAUAGCUCUUGAGGAGGUUGCACAGCUUUGGCCUUGGUCGACACCACAGGACUCGACACAUUGAUGCCUGGUUGGUGUUCUUCUCUCUUCAACGUCCUAAAGAUGGUUGGCAACAAGAGGAACACCACCAGGAACAGCGCAAAGCCUGCAGUGAUCCAUACGUUCUCCCCACAAAUGCUGUUGACCGGAGCAGGCAGGCAGAACUCUGCGGUCGGCACCGGCACGCGGGUGCGUCUUGGAAACGGCGGGUGUGAGGCCAUGAUGUACCAAAUGAUCG
Messenger RNA from Aphanomyces invadans, 1213 nucleotides. RefSeq lists its product as hypothetical. NCBI's taxonomy places the organism in Eukaryota, Oomycota, Saprolegniomycetes, Saprolegniales, Verrucalvaceae. The coding region runs from base 18 to 677 and encodes 219 amino acids. Gene Ontology annotation, molecular function: transcription coactivator activity. Gene Ontology annotation, cellular component: core mediator complex; mediator complex. The record is from RefSeq and is a predicted model, not a curated record. The transcript has 3 exons. Gene Ontology annotation, biological process: regulation of transcription by RNA polymerase II.